Messenger RNA from Durusdinium trenchii, 690 nucleotides. The record is from the annotation of a GenBank genome assembly. Lineage: Eukaryota; Dinophyceae; Suessiales; Symbiodiniaceae.
GCGUCGGGCACGUUGAGCUGUCAGCAGACCGAGGCUGGCUGGAUCCAGAUGGACUUCCCAGCCGACCCACCUUCACUGGAAGUAGCCAACCUCCCCAGCAGCGCACUGCUGGCGGCGGCUUUGGGUAUUCCAGAAAGCGCUAUCUUCGCACGCGGGCGCGGGCGCUUCGAUCUUUUGUGCGAGGUGGAGCCGAAGGCCUUUGAUCAGUUGAAGCCUGAUCAAGCCUCCUUGGCAGCCUUCGAGUGCCGUGGCGUUUGCGUCACAACCGCUGGAUGCACGGGCAGCUGCGAUGAGGAAAGAGCCGGAUGCAGCCGUGGGGUGACGAUAGAUUUCAGGUCGCGCUUCUUCGCCCCGCGCGCCGGGAUUCCAGAAGACCCCGUCACUGGCAGCGCUCAUUGCAUGCUGGCACCCUACUGGGUUCAGAAGCUCAGGGGCACGAAGGAUGACGGUGAGCUGGUCGGGUUUCAAGCCUCAGGCCGAGGAGGAGUGGUGAAGUGCUGCCUCAGAAUCGAAACGUGCUUCUCCAAGCACUUCGGGACGGAAGUGGACGACAUGUUGGCCGACUCGGUGAUGCUUCCCCAGCCAAACACGGCAGAGGGGGAUCGAGCUGUGCGCAGCGGGCCAGGUGCUGGUCGUGUGGGUCUUUCAGGCCCUGCCAUCACCACACUGGAAGGGCAAAUCUUUUGCUGA